This is a messenger RNA of Caenorhabditis angaria, 2372 nucleotides long. Lineage: Eukaryota; Metazoa; Nematoda; Chromadorea; Rhabditida; Rhabditidae. The record is from the annotation of a GenBank genome assembly.
AUGUAUAAUCGAAAAAUUCUUCAAGAAAAUAAUAAUAAAAACAACAAUGCGGCGGAUCGCUCGAAAUCGACGCAAUCCGCUUCUCCGGAAGCUGCGGAUAAACAACAUGAGCGGAAGCGGAAAGUGCUUUUGAGUCCGAUUACUGAAUCCACGUAUCAGGAGGAGUGAGUUCCGCGACGAAAUUUGAUUGGCUUUGGUUUUCCAUACCAAGUUUUGAAGUUCUCGAGGAAAAGCGCAAAAUUUUCCACACCGAAAAUUUCCAGCCCAAAUUGGUAUGGAAAAAAUGCACUCUGGCAAUUUUUCCCUACCAAAAAUCGGGUUGGAAAUUUUUCGUUGUGGAAAAAUAAGCGCUUCUCCUCGAGAACUACGAAUUUUGGUGUGGAAAAAAAAUCACAUUUGCUGCCACAUGGCAAAAAUUAUCGAUUUUUUCCAGAUUUUCCCGCUUCGAAUACAUGAACAAUGCUCAAAACGCUCACACAAAACAUCAAAAUCACCUAGCAAAAUCCAAAGAUGUUCUAAAUCAAACGAAUUUCGAUCAAACCUAUGGAUUCCGGUAUAUCAAUAUAUCACUGUUUCAACGUGUCAGUUUUCAUUAUCGACAGGUAAAAUGCGAUUUUUGGCGCCAAAAACCCUACAGUACCCUUUUUCCAGGCCGCGAAAUGGAAGAAAUCCGAAUGGAUGCGAUUUCUAUCCUCCCGAAUGCCGAUAACCGGAUGGCUUUUGAACUACAAUUGGAAAUCCGAUCUGUUUAUGGAUAUUUUGGGAGGAGUUAUGAUAUCUGUGAUGAGUGUGCCGCAAAGUGAGUUGGCCACGCCCAUUUUUCUGUGCGGAGUGGGAAAUUCCCUGGAUUUUGAUAUAGAAUAGUCCAGGACACAAAAAAUAAGCUCCGCCCCCCCGCCCCUUCUGCGACGAAAUUUGAUGCUUGGCUUUGGUUUUCCACACCAAGUUUUGUAGUUCUCGAGGAAAAGCGCAAAAUUUUCCAUAUCGAAAAUUUCCAGCCCAAAUAUUGGUAUGGAAAAAAUGCACUCUACUUCUUUGGCAAUUUUUCCCUACCAAAAAUUGGGUUGGAAAUUUUUCGGUGUGGAAAAAUAAGGCUUUUCCAGGCCUGGCUUAUGGUAUGUUAGUGGGUGUUCCUCCCUCUUAUGGCCUCAUAACGGGAAUAAUCGGACCAAUAACCUAUGCCCUAUUCGGAACAUCUCGACAUUCUUCACCUGGAGCAUUUGCAAUUGUAUCUCUGAUGGUUGGAGGAGUUGUUGAAAGAUUGGGCUCCAGUGUUGCACAGCCUUUCAAUGACACUAUGAUUCUGACGAAUGAAAAUGGACCAGGAAUUGAGGAGUAUAUGUGUUGUAAGCCUGACAAACCGGCGAUUUCGGAGCAAACUGCCAUUGAGAUUGCUACAGCGGUGACGCUGCUGGUUGGAGUUUUUCAGGUAAUUUUGAAUUUGCAACGUGUUGCUCAGGUUAGGCGGAGCAUUUUGAGCCCGAACAUGGUUUUGUUUGAUCUCAAAAUGCUCCUCUUAACAUGAGCAAUCAUUUGAAAUUGUUAAAGGGUCAUACACUUUGAUCAACACUCGCGCAGGACUUGUUUGAUGUCAAAAUAAUCGUCUUAACAUGAGCAAUGCUCUGAAGAAGCUACUAUUACAGUAGGAAAAUUUAAAGUAACAUACACUCGCUCCGCUGGUAGAUUGAUCAUUUUGAGCCCGAGCGCUCUGCGCGAGUGUAGAUCAAGCUUCCGCGCAUGCGGCUCGAGCGGAGCGAGUGUGUAUGUCCCUUUAAAUUGGUCUACUGUAGCCUUAACGAGAAGUUAACAUGAGCAAUCAGCUAUAUUUCAGAUCCUGUUCGGCCUUAUGAAUGCUGGCCUUCUAGCAGUCUGGCUAUCAGAUCAUCUCGUUCAAGGUCUAACAUCCGGUGCCGCAAUCCACGUGCUAACAUCUCAACUCAAAUCAAUGACCGGAAUCUCAAAUGUUCCACCAACUUCCGAACCUUUUCAACUCAUUCAAUUCUACAUUUGUUUCUUCAAACAAAUUGCCUCAAAAACGCAAUUAUCCGCCAUUAUUUGCUCCAUCAUUUGCAUCACAUUGCUCAUAUUAUCCGCCUAUAUUAUCGAUCCAUUUUUGCGCAAAUGUUGUUCGUGUCCUAUCAAAUUUCCCAUGGAAUUGUUAUUGGUUAUUGGUAGCACACUGAUUGUUCAAUUUACACGACAAACUGAUUGGCAUUUUGAGAUUGCUAUUGUUGGACACGUGGAUUCGGGUAUUCCGACACCGAGGGUUCCAAGAUUCAGUGAUCCGUUUAAUAUGUUGGGUGAGGUUUUUUUUUUGAUUGCUCAGGUUAAGGGAAGCAUUUUGAGCCUAAACAUGGUGUUGCUCAGGUUAA